AUGUCGAACCUCAACUCCUGGGAAGACGACCCUUCCGCACAAGACGAGAAUCUCUCGCGGAGAGCUCAGCAGCAGCUCAACGUCAACGCUGGUCAGAGCCAAGGAGGAUUCCGCCCCGGCGCCGCUUCGUUUCAGCCCGGUGCCCAAUCGUUCCAGCCAGGCCAGCCAUACAGUGGUGGUUUUGCCAGUCCGUAUCAACAGCAGCAGCAGCAGCAGCAGCAGCAGCAGUACUACCAGCAAGGUUACUAUCCCCAGUACGGUCAGCAGCAGCAGGGCUUCAACCAGUAUAAUCCGGGAGGCUACGGAGGCAAUUUCAGCCAGGGUUAUAACCAGGGAUAUGCUGGAGGAUACCCUCAGUACAGUCAACAACAAGGCCAAACCCAGCCGCAACCCUCACAGGCUCCCGCCCCUGCCGCCCCUGCAGCCGCUCCGACUGCACCAAAGGUUCUGACCCAGGAGGGUGGUCCCAAGGUCCUUAGCAUCGGCGGUGAUUCUUCAGCCCCUAAGCCAAAGGCCAAGGUCCUUUCGGUCAGUGGCACAUCCACACCUACCAAGGACAAGGAGGAAGCCAAACCUGAGCUAUCGGACAAGCCAGAGGCUGGUCAGAAGGCGGCUGCUGUCAAAGCUAUCGAGAAGACUGGCGAGAAGGCUGGGAAGACUGCCUCCUCCAGCAAGUCUUCGGGCAGGACCUCGCCAAAUCCAUCUUCGGGGCGGUCGAGCCCAUCCGGCGCCGGCGAGAAGAAGGCUCAGCGUGAAGUUGACGCCGUUACCAAGGAGCAGGCAGCCGAUGUCGACGACGAAACUCUCAAGGAGGUCUACGGAAAGGAGCACGUCAAUAUUAUCUUCAUUGGUCACGUCGAUGCUGGCAAAUCUACCCUCGGCGGAUCCAUCUUGUGGACGACUGGCAUGGUUGACGAGAGAACUAUGGACAAGUACAAGCGAGAAGCCAAGGAUGCUGGCCGAGAGUCGUGGUAUCUGUCGUGGGUCAUGGACUUGACCAAGGAGGAACGUUCCAAGGGCAAGACUGUCGAAGUUGGCCGUGGCUUUUUCGAGACAGGAAAGCGCCGCUACAGCAUCUUGGACGCUCCUGGCCACAAAACAUAUGUGCCCAACAUGAUUGGCGGGGCGUCGCAAGCUGACGUCGGUAUUUUGGUCAUUUCGGCUCGCAAGGGCGAAUAUGAGACCGGAUUUGAACGCGGAGGACAGACGCGUGAGCAUGCCAUGCUUGCCAAGACGCAGGGCGUGAACAAGUUGAUUGUGGUCAUCAACAAGAUGGAUGACCCCACGGUUGAAUGGUCCCAGGAGCGCUACACCGAGUGCACAACCAAGCUCUCCCAAUUCCUCAAGGCCACGGGCUACAACCUCAAGACAGACGUCUUCUUCAUGCCUGUUGCCGCCCAGUCCUCGCUGAACAUCAAGGACCGCCUCCCCAAGGGUCUCGCACCGUGGUGGGACGGUCCGUCGCUGCUAGAAUACCUCGACGGCAUGAACGCUCUCGAGCGCAAGAUCAACGCGCCAUUCAUGAUGCCAGUCAAUGCCAAAUACCGAGACAUGGGUACCAUGGUGGACGGUAAAAUCGAAGCUGGCGUGGUCAAGAAGGGCAUGUCUCUUGUAUUGAUGCCUCGCAAGCAGCCUGUGGAAGUGUCGGCGCAGUACGGGGAGCAAGAGGAGGAAGUUUCGAUUCUGCAGUGCGGCGACCAAGUACGAAUGCGCCUCAAGGGUGUGGAGGAAGAAGACAUUCUGCCUGGAUUCGUGCUCUGCUCGCCCAAGAGACUUGUCCACUGUGUGGCCGAGUUUGAGGCGCAGAUCCGAAUUCUGGACCUGAAGAGCAUCUUGACAUCCGGAUUCAACUGCGUCCUCCAUGUGCACUCUGCCAUUGAAGAAGUCACAUUUGCUGCGCUGCUGCACAAGCUGCAGAAGGGCACCAACAGAAAGAGUAAAAACCCUCCGACACAUGCCAAGAGGGGCGACAGCAUCAUUGCGCGCAUGCAAGUGAUUGGUGGAGCGGGAUCUGUUUGCGUGGAGAAGUUUGAGGAUUAUCCCCAGAUGGGCCGCUUUACUCUUCGUGACCAGGGACAAACCAUUGCCAUUGGCAAGAUCACCAAGCUCAUUCUUGAUGGCUCCGAGUAA
Messenger RNA from Metarhizium album ARSEF 1941, 2130 nucleotides. RefSeq names its product Protein synthesis factor, GTP-binding protein. The transcript is spliced from 3 exons. Gene Ontology annotation, cellular component: translation release factor complex. The record is from RefSeq and is a predicted model, not a curated record. Lineage: Eukaryota; Fungi; Ascomycota; Sordariomycetes; Hypocreales; Clavicipitaceae. Bases 1 to 2130 code for a protein of 709 amino acids. Gene Ontology annotation, molecular function: GTPase activity; translation release factor activity; GTP binding. Gene Ontology annotation, biological process: translational termination; nuclear-transcribed mRNA catabolic process, deadenylation-dependent decay; translation.